AUGUACGGCCGCACGCUGCGCAGCGAUCCAGCGCUGCAGGUCCCAGCCUUCGCGCGAGGCGACGCGCUUAAGAUUCCAGCGGAGCUGCUCAGAGCAGAGACGCUCGAACUUGAGAGCCGCAAGAUCUUCAAGCGAGAGCACGAGACCGGCCCUUACGCUGCAGUGCGAAAGGAGCGAGGCGCGGGCAUGAUCGAUGCGCCGGAGCUCCGCGAGGCGUGGGAAAGGCUGCUUCUCCCGAGACAGUCUGGCGGUAUUUUGGACAAGCCGCCAAUGUACCUUGACGUGUGUUGCGCAAAGGAGGCCGCCCAGGAGCUGCUCUCCACCACGCUUGGCGAGGCGGUUAAGCGGCGCGAUUGGCAGGAGAUGUGGGUACUGCUGGGGCAGAUUGAUGUCGCGCUGACCCAACUCGCCGGCUUUGGCACCGGCGCGGAGCUGCCGUGGUGGGUGGAUUCCACGCGAGACGACGAACCCGGUGGCGUGGACAAUCCACUCACCGCCGACGCAACCCCGCCCGCCGUUGUCAAGAUCGAGCAACACUCACCUGGUCCCAGCUCGUCUGGUGGCCACAAGCGGGGGGUCGACGAGGCGGAUCUCCAAGUGGGCGGCGGCGACGACGACGACGACGAUGAUGACGAGGAGGAGAAGGACACCGAUUAUCAAAGAAUCUUGCGGUCACUGGGACCUAUCGGGCAGCCGCACGAGUCGCAUUUCUCGCUGCAGGUCGUGAGUAAGUCGGGCCUGAAGGAACGCAAACGGUCUCUCGCGGCUCAGAUUGUGAAGCUCCAGGAAGAGAUCGCUCAGGUCGACGAGACGUUGGAAGCCGCUCACGCGCUUUCAGAUGACGAAAUGGAUCGAGUAAUAAGAGAGCAGGAAGAGCAGGAAGAUCCCGAUUGGGUGGAGGAACUUGACGAGGAUGACAUGCACGACGAGUGGCAUGGUGGAAUGCUGCAUGGCGCCUGUGAGUGCGACAGGUGUACGGCAAGGCGUCUGCAGCUUAGUCCUGAAUCCUCGGAGGACGAAGCAGACGAGGCGGAAGCGAAGCGAAUCGACGAGGAGGACUACGAGGACGACGAUAACGACACGGACGACGAGGACGACGAGGCAUACAGGCUAGCAGAUUCCCUCAUCGCGCAUGCACUGUCGUAUCACGGCCUGUCGCCAUCAAGCCAGGACGACAACCUGGGAUUAAGUCGGUUUCAUUAUCUGCGUCACGUCAACGUCGUCGAGACCGCCAUCGACAUAGUGCGACAGCUUGGCAAGCUCGACACGGACCUUGGCCGCAAACUGCAGAAGAUCGAUACAUGGCUGAACGAUCCGGCGUAG
Molecule: messenger RNA, 1323 nt
Organism: Emiliania huxleyi CCMP1516
Lineage: Eukaryota; Haptophyta; Isochrysidales; Noelaerhabdaceae
Exons: 2
Coding region: 1-1323 (440 amino acids)
Source: RefSeq, a predicted model, not a curated record